UUAUAGAAAGUGAUAUAUUACCGCCAACUUGAAUAGAAGUAGAAGAAAGAAAAGAAUGAAUUGAAAAAACCAAUUCCACUUGGCUUUCUUCUUCACUCCCAAUUCCAAAAUUCUCUUCUUUCUUCUCUACUCUAACAACCACUCAUGGCGGUUACCGAUUUCUUCGCCGGCGAGAUAGCCACGGAGCUUCUCAAGACUCUCGCAGCCAUAGUCCGUAAAGCUUGCUUUUGCAGAUCAAGCGCCGAGAACCUCAUUCAUUACAUUAAUUCUUUCCUCCCAACCAUUGAGGGGAUCAAGUACAUAGGGGUUGAGCUCGAACCCCAUCGUCAGUUCCAGCUCGAUCAAUUCUCCGUCACUCUAAAGAAAGGCAACGAGCUAGCUCAAAAGGUCCUGAAGACAGGCCGAUUUAACGUCUAUAAGAACCUCAGGCUGACUCGUCAGAUGGAAAAGCUCGAGAAGACUGUCCAACAGUUUAUGCAGGGUCCUUUUCAGGCUAAUAUAUUGGCUGACGUCCACCACAUCCGGUUCGAUAGCGACGCGGGGUUCGAGCGAAUGGACAGGGGGCUCGAGCGAAUAGACAGUAGGUUCGAGCAGAUUGAACAGAGGCUUGGCUCCAUGAAAAUUGGCGGUGGAGAAACCGGUGGGUGGAUGGAGGAAGCUUUGAAGAAAGUGGAGGAGGAUAAUCAGAUGAACUUGGAGGGGAAUUUGAUCAAUUUUGGUUUGGAUUUGGGGAAGAAGAAGGUCAAGGAGAUGAUUCUUGGGAACAACUCGAGUGUUGUUGGGAUUCGUGGAAUUGGAGGUUCGGGUAAAACCACCUUAGCUAAAGAAAUUUGCAGAGAUGACGAGGUUCGAACUUAUUUCAAUGACAAAAUUUUGUUCUUGACGGUUUCACAAUCUCCUAAUGUGGAUAAUCUAUUGAGGAGCAUUUGGGGAUAUCUUUCGGGGAACGAAAAUCUGGGCCCAAACUACGUCGUUCCACAGUGGAACCUGCAAUGUUCUUGGAGAGCAAGUGUUAGAACUCUGGUGGUUUUGGAUGAUGUGUGGUCACUCCCUGAGCUUCAACGUUUGGUUUCGAAAAUACCCGGUUGCACAUGGUUAGUCGUUUCUCGUUUCAAGUUCCAAACCAUUAUCAACCACACUUACGAGGUUGAGUUAUUAAGGGAAAACAAUGCUAUCUCUCUGUUUUGCCACUCUGCCUUUGGCCAAAAAACAAUACCUCCCGGUGCUAAUGUAAAUUUGAUCAAGCAGAUUGUGAAUGAGUGUAAAGGGCUUCCCUUGGCUCUUAAAGUCAUUGGUGCAUCGUUAAGGGACCAACCAGAAAUGUAUUGGGCAAGCGCCAAGAACCGGUUAUCGCGUGGGGAACCUAUUAAUGACUCCCAUGAGAACGAACUCCUUGUGAGGAUGGAGAUGAGUGUUAAAUGGCUUGAUGAUAAAGUGAAACGGUGUUUCCUGGAUUUGGGGGCAUUUCCAGAAGACAAGAAGAUACCUCUUGAUGUACUCAUCAACAUGUGGGUUGAAGUACAUGAUAUCGAUGAGGAAGAAGCCUUUGCAAUUCUUGUUGAACUUGCAAACAAAAAUUUACUUACCCUUGUGAAAGAUUCAAGAGAUGGGGAUGUAUACAGCAGUUACUAUGAUAUUGCUGUUACUCAGCAUGAUGUGUUGAGGGACCUUGCUCUCCAUAUAAGCAAUCGUGACCAUAUAAACCAGCGCGAGCGAUUGCUUAUGCCAAGGAGAGAAAUGGCUGUCCCCAAAGAGUGGGAGAGGAAUUCACAGCAGCCAUUUAACGCUCGGAUUGUUUCAAUCCAUACAGGCGAAAUGAAUGAAAUGGACUGGUUCCAAAUGGAGUUUCCUGAGGCUGAAGUUCUCAUACUGAACUUCUCAUCCAAGCAGUACUUUUUACCAAGCUUCUUGGACAACAUGCCCAAGCUCCGGGCACUCAUAAUUAUAAACUACAAUUCAGCUAAUGCCACACUUAGAAAUUUCCCUGAAUUUCUGAGUUUGGCCAAUUUGAGGAGUCUUUGGCUAGAAAAGGUUUCUGUACCUGAAUUAUCUAAUUCCACUCUUCCCCUCAAAUACUUGAGGAAGUUAUCUGUAAUCCUCUGUAAUAUCAAAGAUAGCUUUGAGCAGUCAAUGGUAGACUUGCCUCAUAUAUUCCCUUCCUUGUUAGAACUCACAAUUGAUCAUUGUGAGGAUUUAUUUGAAUUACCUCCAACCAUUUGUGAGAUGCAGCGCCUCAAGACACUGAGUAUCACCAACUGCCACAAUCUAAAGCACUUACCUGCUGAUAUGGGAAAACUCAGGACUUUACAAAUCUUGAGGUUAUAUGCAUGCCCUGAACUAAAGGAACUUCCUUGUGGAAUCUGUGAGCUACUUGGGUUGAAGUACCUUGACAUUUCUCAGUGUCUUAAACUGUCUCGUCUCCCUCAAGGGAUAGAUAGAUUGUCAAGCUUGGAAAAGAUUGACAUGAGAGAGUGUUCAAGGUUCAACAGCUUGCCAAAGUUUGAUGCUUCACCACAGUCUCUUCGUCACGUGAUCUGUGACGACGAGGUCUCUUGGCUUUGGGAGAGUACCAAGAAGGCAUUGCCCAAUCUACACAUUCAGGUUGCUGAGACACAGUACAGCCUAGACUGGCUUGACGAGUAGUCAUCUUAUGUUUUUUGUAUAUUGUUUGUAAAUAAAUUUAGAGCUUAUUGAUCAGAUCAGAAGGUGUGUUGUAUGUUCCAUUAUGUUUAUGUAAAAAUGGUAAAAAUAAUUAUAAUUCAACAGUUUCCAUGUUGAUUGGUAAUUUAGUAUUGGAAUAACAAUCUCUCCUUUAGUAA
Molecule: messenger RNA, 2819 nt
Organism: Cannabis sativa
Lineage: Eukaryota; Viridiplantae; Streptophyta; Magnoliopsida; Rosales; Cannabaceae
Product: probable disease resistance protein At4g33300
Exons: 5
Coding region: 145-2643 (832 amino acids)
Biological process (GO): defense response to fungus
Molecular function (GO): ADP binding
Source: RefSeq, a predicted model, not a curated record